Messenger RNA from Penicillium nucicola, 1251 nucleotides. Its product is annotated as FAD-binding oxidoreductase. Bases 1 to 1251 code for a protein of 416 amino acids. Lineage: Eukaryota; Fungi; Ascomycota; Eurotiomycetes; Eurotiales; Aspergillaceae. The transcript has 2 exons. Gene Ontology annotation, molecular function: FAD binding. The record is from RefSeq and is a predicted model, not a curated record.
AUGACCGAUACUAGAUCAACGCCCUAUGAUCUAGAGGGUUUCCUCCAAGUCAAAUCGAUAAAGUAUAUCCUCAACUCCUGGGUUGAAAGUACUCAAGCCCGCAAGGUCUUCAACGCAAGCCGCCCCGACAAACCCCUGGCAUUCCUGUAUCCUGAAACUGCGGACCAGAUCUCAGCUGUGAUAAAAUAUGCCAAAGCCAAUUGCAUCCCAUUCACGUUGCGCACAGGAGGUCACAACCUAGAAGGCCGGACGCUAGUCGAGGACGCCCUUGUCAUCGACCUGCGAGCCUUAAACAAAAUCUCCAUAUCCGAGGAUCGACAAUCGGCAAUCAUCCAAGGCGGAAGUCUCCAGGGAGAAGUCGGCAACUAUCUCUGGGCUGAAGGUCUCGGCACACCCCUCGGCUCAGUCCCAUCAGUUGGCUACGUCGGAUGGGCUACGUACGGUGGAUACGGACCAUUCUCCUCGCACUGGGGUCUAGGCGUAGACCAGAUUCUCGGCGCAACGAUCAUUAAUCCAGAUGGGGAGGUAGUCACAGCAGACGAGACCAUUCUACGGGGUAUUCGAGGUGCAGGGGGCCUGUUUGGUGUCAUCCUUGACCUGACGGUUAAGAUCUAUCCCUUGGACAAUUUCCUGGCCGGUGCUAUCUUCUUUGAUCCAAGCAAUAUCGAGAAGAUAUUUGUAGACUUCAAUGCUGCUUACCACUCACUUCUUGCUACCGAGGGUUUACCUCCACAAUUGACGCUACAGCAAAUGAUUGUCAACGCCCCUCCUGGUCGCAUGUACGGCGUUGGUUUCGUUUGGAGUGGAGCUGACAUGGAAGAGGGCCUGCGGUGGAGCGAAAAGAUAGCGGCUCUGGCUCCUCUGAUGAUGAAUACGGUUGCUCCUAUGACGAUGGCGGAAUGGUUUGCUGGGAAUCAACGCAUGAUCCCUGAGACGGUAUUUGGCUUUGGCACCUUCACACACAGUGUGCAUUCCAUCUCGCCCGCUCUGGCUGGAGUGAUUGGACGCCAUCUGCGGGAUAUGCCAGAUAAUCCGGGGUGUAUGCUAUCGAUUCAUCAAUUGAGGGGACCUUCAGCUCAGCCUCCGGGUCAGCCUUCUGUUUUUGCUGCUAGAGAGCCGCAUUUCAUGUUGGAGAUUCUGGGAUUUUCCAUAACUGAAGAGCAGAAGUUUGAGGGGGAAAGUUGGGCGGAGGGGGCUUUCCGUGAGAUUGAGACUGUCGAGCCUGAGAAUUUGUUGGCUACGUCGACGUGA